GGUCAAUUUUACAUACCACGGCUUGAGCGCCGUCAAGCUCCAAAAUCAAUGAACCAUGGAGCAUGAUCACGAUCCGGUUCUGUGUGAAGAUGAGUCCGCUGCACUUUUGGGGAAUAGUCAUGCCGGCAUUUCCAGUCCGACAUCAUCCCUACACUCAUUUCCAACACCGGCUGAGACUAGAACCGGGUCCGGAAAUGUGAAGGGGGAUAUUGUACCUGAACGCGUUUUACCGAUCGCUCUUCUCGCAUCCCUCGCUAUGGCGUCGACGGCAGCAACUGCGUUAUUUGCUUAUGCGACUCUUCUCUGCAAAGAUCCACAGCAUUGUAGAGACGAUGAGACGAGACGCUAUUCGAGCUUCGCAGCGGGUGCGAUUUCUAUAUCGAAUAUCGUCGGUAUGCUCGCUCUCGGGUAUCUGCAAAAGGCCGCGGCAAAGGGGAAGCUAGGCCUGAUGCUUUGGAUGGUCGCCCGCUCUAUGAGCGUAGUUAUGCUGCUUGUCGGUGUCUUCACUAAAAGAAUUUACGUUGCCCUUUCUGGGCGCGUCUUCGAAGGUCUCGCCUCAGAUAAUCUGCUGCACUUCAUGCUCAACGCCGCGUACUCGCGAUCGAGCUCUGAAGCGAAAACCUCCUCACUGAUCAACAACUCUCUUGGCCUCUACAUGUUAGGUAUAUCCAUAAGCCCAUUUAUCGCAGGGCUGUUUAAGAAUUUCACCGUUAGUUUCUUCAUCGCUAUCGGGUUCUUUGCCGUGUCAAUCAUGUACGUUUUGCUUUGCGUGCCGAGCCAGCCUUAUCUCAGAAACCACCCGAAGGGUUUGCUCACCUCGGAAAGCGACACUCGGGUCGUAAGCCACGGGGUUAGGAGGCGUUCGAUCGGUUCACUUGGAUCCACGUUCCUAACCCCAUUGAUGCCUUUCAGGAAGCAACCUACUCACCUCCUCAUCGGCUUUAACAUCCUCACUUACAACAUCACUCAGUCGUACACCUUUAGCGCCUUAAUGGUUUAUACUUCCGUACGCUUCGGGUUUACCGGGAAGGAAAACGGGAUCCUCAUAUCAAUGGUGCAUACGGUAGCCGCCUUCUAUAUCUUCGCCAACAUAUACUUCAUCCCAUGGGCCCUGCGGCGUCGGCUACGACAAAACCGUAAUGAGCGGACUUCUCCACAGAUGUCCGUCUCCCAGUCUAAUCACAGAGUCAGAGACAUGACACUCGCCCUCAUCUCUCUCACAAUUCAAUGUGUAGCGUUCGUCGGCCUCGGCCUCACUACCAGGGGAAGCCAGGUGUACUUUGUUACGGUGCUCUUGGCACUUGGGCUUCCCGCGCCCUCGUUCACCAAGGCCUAUUUCGCAAGCCUCUUCGAAGGCGAGGAGAAACCGGUCGCGCUUGCUGCUUUGGCUAUGAUGGAAACUGUAGGGAGCCUACUAGGACCCCUGAUCCUUGGUAGCUUACAGGCGUAUUUUGGCGCUGGUAGCGGGGUAUUCUAUGUUGCCGCGGGGCUUGAUGGCGUUUCUGUUUUAUUGCUUGGUCUUGGGCUGGUAGUGAUUGGCACUGUAUCGAAGUAUUGAGAUCUUCUGGCCUGGUCCGAUUUUGAACAGGAGAUCAUGUCCAUUGACCAAAUCCUAGAUUUUGCAAAAUUUCCAAUCCC
Annulohypoxylon maeteangense is the source of this 1638-nucleotide messenger RNA. RefSeq names its product major facilitator superfamily domain-containing protein. Gene Ontology annotation, molecular function: transmembrane transporter activity. Gene Ontology annotation, biological process: transmembrane transport. Gene Ontology annotation, cellular component: membrane. Bases 56 to 1558 code for a protein of 500 amino acids. The record is from RefSeq and is a predicted model, not a curated record. The transcript has 2 exons. NCBI's taxonomy places the organism in Eukaryota, Fungi, Ascomycota, Sordariomycetes, Xylariales, Hypoxylaceae.